AACAAAGAUCUUACGGGUUUGGAACGACAUGAGGGUGAGUAAUUAUUGACAGAAUUUUCAUUUUUGGGUGAACUAUCCCUUUAAGAACAUGAAGGAUAUGCUGUUAACGUCAGAUACCACAAGACACCUUUAGGGGGCUUGUAGAGUCCAUGACUUGGCAUGUCAGUGCUGUUUUGGCAGCGCAAGGACGAUCACCACAAAAAUAAGGGCUUGACGAGCUUUUCAUGUCAGAGCACCCCUAUCAGAUACCAUUCUAUAAAUAUCUUAAUUGAAUUCCAUACUGAAGUAUGCACUGAACAUAGUAAGAAAUCUGUCUGUUUAGUCAACAGAGGCUUUUCCAGAUAUCAGAAAUUCCCAUAACGGCAUGGAAUUCUGGAAUGGAUAUUACUGGGCCAUCUCUGAGCUCUGGAAAAUCCCCCGGGGCUUUUUCAUCAGGUCUGUCAAUUGGAUUUGUUCCCUACCAUUGAUUCUAGUAUAAAAACCACAACAGACUUGAGUGAUGGCACCAAUUCCACCAGAGCCAAUCAGGGUGACAGCAUUUGUUGUUGUGGUUUAACUCUGUGCUGAAUCUGAUAACGCUGAGGGAAAACAGGGCCCUCUGCAUAUACAGCACUUGUGAUGAAUCGCUUCUGCCAUUUACAGAGAUUUCCUUUCACAGAAGGUCAGGGAUCAGCUUCUUUUGUGCAAAACUGUUUUGUGCCUGGCGAGUUGGCACCUAGGCUGCUUGGAUGAAUGACUCAUGUGUGACAUUAUGAUAACAUUUAGAUUUUGUGUUCUGGGUUGGUCCUCCUGUUUUCAGCCUCAGUUUUGGACAAAGACUUGAUUUAAGGCAGCAAACGUUCACUCAUUAUUUACUGACAGGCCGAACAAUGAGCAACUGAAUUACAGGAAACCAGAUGUGAUAUGGUCUUUAUGGGGACAUGUAAUAAAAUUUGUGAGUUUUGAGAAUAUGUUUUUGUCUAUAUUUAGGAAUUUGUAGUUGUAAUACAGUGUUUCUUUGAAUCUUCUCCAGUCUGUAUCACCCAAGGGCUUCUUGAUUGGCGGCUAUUCGUCAGGGUUGUGUAACAUCAGCACGGUAAUUAAAAACAUCUCCCACUCGUUUAACGGAUUAAUCUUCUUAAUUAUUUAUGGUUCUAUUCUCAGCCCAAAAUCAUGCUAGCGUCCCAGUGCACCAUAUGCCCCAGAUUCUUGGGUCAUACUCGCUUUUUAAUGGCUUUCUGUAUUGAGUACUUGUGUGGAGCUUGUCCUAAAGUCACUUUCUGAGGAGACUAUAGUAUGAGGACAAGAAGAUAAGUAUACUCUGAGCCGUGUAGUGUAUGGGACUGGUGAUCAAAUACUCAUGAUAUAUUCACAAUAAUUUACCUGACGAUAUUUAUUUGGACAGCAUUGCAAAUGUGCAGUCUUUUAACUAGUAUUUGUAAUAAAAUCUUAAUAAAAUGUUGCUGCUUAUCAUCAUGUAUUACUAUAUGGGUGAAAAUAUUAUGUAUUUGUAUUAAAAUCUUUAUAAAAUGUUGCUGUUUAUCAUUAUGUAUUACUAUAUGGGUGAAAAUAUUAUGUAUUUGUAGUAAAAUCUUUAUAAAAUGUUACUGUUUAUCAUUAUGUACUACUAUAUGGGUGAAAAUAUAAUUAUUCUUGUUCAUUUAGUAUAAAACAGUAUGGAAAACAUGGCCUAAUUUUUGAAUCCACUUUGCAACAGUGGCUGUUUGGCUGAAAAAAAAUGCUUUCUCUGUUUAGAACAGAAAUCACAGUUACCAUCUCAGUAGUUACAUUAUUAAUAUUCAGUGCUAAAACUAUACUUGAGUACAACACUUCAUAAUAUAUUUAUAAAGGUUUUGAGAAUUAUAAAGAUAGUAGGACUGAACUCAUUGGUACAUCGGACAAUACACGUCAGUUGCAUUACAGUUUUUCACGCAUAUGUUGUAUCUGAAACUACUCAAUUGUUCACUGUUUCACCAUUCAUUAGUGAAUGCAACACAAGCAGAAAUAAGUGAAUGCAGUCAUCUAGACACAACUGUACUUCGCGUUUGACAGACAGAAAAAAAUGUAAUGUGUUUUGGAAACAAUUCAAUAGAUUACAGUCAGAUGCACCACACGUAUUGUACUCUGUCUCAAACGAUUCUCUCAGUCUAAUUCUCUGUGAGUUUCUCUGGCACUUCUUUUUAGAGGCUUUUUACUUCUAAGAGGCUUUUAGAGGCUUUUUAUUUAGAGUGUUACCUCUCUAAAUCUCUCUGUGAAUCUCUCUACCUCUCCAUGACUCUUUGUCUGAUUCUUUUUGUUUUGGGAAUUUCUGUCCCAAGUCUGUUUAAAUCCCAUAAUCAUGUGCAUUCCAUCUUUCUGAAGUACUUUUUACAGAGUUCAUAGAUGGACAGUCCUGGACUAAUGCUUGACUGAAGAAUUUUAAUGCUUGACCUCACUAGCCAAUCGUGUUUCCACAGAGGAAAAGAAGACUCUCCAAAUAUUUCAUCAACAAUGUCUACAGGAUAGUGAUAAAAAAAAUCAACCUAAUGAAGUACUUUUUUUAAUAUGUAACUCUCGCGUUUUCUGCUCUGUAGGGGUCUGAAUGUCUGCAAGGUUUUUUCCAGAUUGUGCAUGGUUUUCCAUCAGUAGUUGUAAAUAUUUCUCUCUGCCCUCCAUUAAAGCUGACCACAAUGAUCUCAUGUGUCGCCACCUGUUUAUGCUUUCCAGGCAGGUAAAAGGUGUAUAAUACAUGUGAUUGGCAGAGGUGUGAAGUGAGCCAACACACACACCUGUGCUGUUGCAUAAUGGAGUUACACAGGCCUUACAUCACACCAGUGUCCUGAACACUUAUCUGCGAUGCUGCUUUGAAAAGGGGCCUGUUUCCUGCCUGUGAAAUGUUGGUAUCAGGUUAAAUAACCAGCUUUUGUUUACUGGAUGCUGAUGUGAUCUUUGAAGUUUCGCUGUAGUGUCUGUCCAGCAACACAUUGAGAGAGAAAACCUCAGCUCUUCUCUUUUGAUGCUGGGCCAUCGUAAUAGAUUCAGUCAUGUAUAUUUAUGUAUUUUAUACAUAAUUUCUUAAAGAAAUUGCAUUAGGGAUGCACAACAUAUCAAUACCAUACAAAAGAAGUAAAAUCUUUAAAAACAAGUAGUUAAUUAAUUCGUAAUUAAAUCGAUUAAUUAUUUAAUCAAUUCUGCUAAAUAUAAUUUUUUGUUGUUGUAAAAUUCAAAAUAAUUAUCUAUUGUUCAUACUGUAGCUUUUACUGAUUAUUUUUCAUUUCUUUUGUCAAAGUAGUAUAUAAUUUUAAUAUCAACCAUCGUAUGAAAAUAAGUAUCUUCUUAAAUGUAUUGGCCAGAAUUGUAAUAUUAUGCACCGAUACGAUUCAUUUUGUUUAUUUCAAUUCAUUUAUGCAUGUAUGCAUUCAUAUUUUACAGUUCAUACAAUGUAGAAGCAGGUCAUCAUGGAAUAGUUCAUCCAGAAACGAAGUCAUUUAUUCACCCUCAUGUUGUUCCAAACCUGUAUACUGGCAUCUUUAGUGACCUAAAGGGGCUGCCAAGCUCUAAAAAGGAGCGGUUUGAGGCUCUGUUCAGGAUCUAUGAUGAUCAGACGUCCUUCCAGAUGUUCAAGAGUUUCAGAAGAGUUCGGAUCAGCUUUAGCACUCCAGAGGCUGCUGCACGCGCACGCAUCGAGCUCCAUGAAUCCGAUUUCAACGGCACGAAACUAAAACUGUACUUCGCACAGGUGCAGAAUACAGGGGAUGACGUGGACAAGACAUACCUUGCCCCACCUCAACCUGUCAAGCAGUUCCUCAUCUCUCCACCUGCGUCCCCACCUGUGGGAUGGAGCCAGAGUGAAGAUGCCACACCUGUGAUCAACUACGACCUGCUGUGUGCAGUGGCCAAACUGGGACCAGGUGAGAAGUACGAGCUGCACGCAGGUACAGAGUCCACUCCUAGCGUGGUGGUCCACGUGUGUGAGAGCGAUACUGAGGAAGAGGAAGAAGCCCGGCCAAAAGCCAAGAUUGUCCAGACCAGACGCCCCGACGGUGCCCCGAAAGUCUUCAACUAAAACCUUUGGCACACUUCACACGUUUUUCUCUCUCUCUGUGUCUCUUUCUCUCAUCCAGGGAAAGGCACGCUUUAUUUCAAUAACAAAAAAAGCUGAACUAAGAAUCGGAUGGAUGUGUGGAGGGGUGCUCCGUGCACAGGUGACGUGUGGUGUUCUGAACUGGACUCGUGGACUGAACACACUGUCUCACUGCUGCCUCACGGGACAGCCAGGGGGCGAUGAGCUUGCGACCCCCCUCUCACAAUCAUAGCACUCUCAUUCCCUCAUUUAGAGUCUUUGUACUGUAGCAUUGAAGAGCAGUAAUUGUAUUUAACAGUCGUAGAAGUAGGUUACAUGUAAACUUUGUUACUGUUUGUCACUUUGAUUGAUCAUCAAAGAAAAUAACGCUUUAAAAAAAAGGAAGCAGACCCAUUCUGCUUUCUCCGUUUCUCUCUCGACAGCCGUGUCCGCGUUCAUCUCCAUAUCAGUCAGGUUGGCACACCUGCAGAGGUGGCGCGGCUCGCUGGGAUUGUGACCCAUGUGUGUAUUUAUGCCUGUUCAUACCAUGCUAGAAUGAGAUGACAAGUUGUUUAAUGCAAUUGGCAAGAACGAAGGUGUCGAUUGAAGUGCUUCUGUCAUGUCGGUUAUGAUGAGAGGGUGUUUACUAAGUUAGAUGUGUAUUAUUCUUACUGUGUAUUUGAUACCACACAUUUUUGCAUGCUGACUGGCGUAUUUUAUACUCUAUGUUAAAGCAACCUUAAGCAUAUCUGAUCGCUGUCUUUCAGAGUCAUUGGCCUUGGAAAGCGAAGAAACAGUUGCCAGGUGUAAAGUUCCAUAUUUUGUAUUUGUAUAGCGCAUCAUUCACUUGCAGGCCAGAUAAACAAUUAGGAAAAAGCACAUGGUUUGGGUCUUACUUUUACACCGUGAUUCUGUACCACUUGCAUUGUUUAGCACUGACAAUGUUUGGUUUUUCAUAUCUUCAUAGAUUUAUUGAAUAUACAUUGACAUGCUCAAGUUUCAAAAUGAAAAUCAAUGUGCCAGAACUGAGUACUGAUAAUGAUACUGUCAUAUCAAUGUUAAUUGUUAAGUUGUGCAUUUUGCAAUGACAGGUCAAAUCAUGAAAAUUCUGUCAUCAUUUACUCCAAAGCCGUAUGACUUUCUUGCUUCUAUGGAACUAUCCCAGUUCUUUUGUGUCUCAUCUUUUUUUUUUCCAGUUUAUAAACCUCCACUGUGGUAAUUCAUACCAAAAAGGUAAAAAUAGAUGAAAAUGGAUGGAUGAAAAUGUCAUUUUAAGAUAUUUGUUUUAGUAAUAAUGUACAGUCAGUGAAGUAGAAUGUCACGAUUGAGGAUUUCAGAGAGGCUUGUAAAGAUGGCGGUUAAAUUAGCCUUAUAAAAAGUCACAUUUUAGUCAAAAAAAGAAAGAAAAUUCAGUGAAGUAUUGAGUGAUAUUCAGUCAUAUUUUGAAAUGCAAUGAAAAAGAAAUAAUGCAAACAAAUAACUGUGAAAUUCAUGUGACUUUAAAAUUGCCUUGCUCCCUUGCUUUCAAGUGUUUUGUUUAAAAGCCAAUCCUUCAGUGACGAAUGACUCCUUUAGCAAACAACUUAAUAAAGAAAUAAAUCUAUCAGAA
Molecule: messenger RNA, 5630 nt
Organism: Onychostoma macrolepis
Lineage: Eukaryota; Metazoa; Chordata; Actinopteri; Cypriniformes; Cyprinidae
Gene: rcan3
Product: regulator of calcineurin 3
Exons: 5
Coding region: 3368-4024 (218 amino acids)
Biological process (GO): calcium-mediated signaling
Cellular component (GO): nucleus; cytoplasm
Molecular function (GO): calcium-dependent protein serine/threonine phosphatase regulator activity; nucleic acid binding
Source: RefSeq, a predicted model, not a curated record